AUGGAAACCUUCCAUUGUUACUCAUUUACUUUACACUCCUCGAAAUCAAAGAAAGCCAUUUGGGAUUGUGCCGGGGACCGGGCCCCGGACCCAGAUGGUUUUAAUUUCAGCUUUGUCAAACGAUGUUGUGCAGCCCUAAUCCUGAAGGCUAAAGACCCGGUUCAUCUGUCUGAUUUCCGACCAAUUAGCUUAAUUGGGGUGAUUAAUAAGGUGAUAUCAAAAGUGUUGGCUAAUCGUUUGAAAGGUUUAAUCGGGAAACUUAUCUCUGAAGAACAAUCGGCAUUCUUGGCUGGAAGGAGUAUAAGCGACGAUCCGCUAAUUUUAAACGAGCUCAUGGGAUGGAUAAAAAACGCUAAAAGGAAGGAGGUGGAGGAGUUGGAUUAUGGCAACCUUGUGUUUGGAGAGGGCAUCCGUCUUAGUGAAUGGGUUGCCUACAUUGGAGUUGAGUGUACUCGUGGUCUCCGCCAAGGUGAUCCGCUAUCUCCUUUCCUCUUUGUUAUAGCUAUGGAAGCUCUCAUGGGGAUCAUGAAAAGGGUCGUAUCUAUUGGUCUUUUUAAUGGCCUCCGCUGCAGUAAUGAUGGGCUGUACCUCUCUCAUUUUACUUAUGCCGACGAUGUCAUGUUUAUUGGUGAAUGGGCUGUGUCAAAUGUGGUCAACCUGAGAAGAAUUCUUCGAUGUUUGUAUUUAACUUCUCUUAAAGUAAAUCUUGCUAAAUGUAGUGUAUAUGGAAUUGGGGUGAGUGACAAUGAGGUCCAAAACAUGACGGGUUUACUUGGGUGUAAGAAAGGGUCAUUUCCGCUUAAACACCUAGGUUUACUCGUUGGGGUGAACAUGAAUCUCGUCAAAAACUGGAAACUGGUGAUGGACAUUUUCAGAAGUAGGCUAUCUCUUUGGAAGGUCUUGGAAGAUCUUGAAAGAUGUCGGAGGGUUUUCUUUUGGUGUGGAUCGGAAGAAAAUGCUAAGAUGAACUGGGUCGCUUGGGAUAUGACGAUCGCUCUGGUGGAGUAUGGUGGGUUGGGGUUUGGGUCUCUUAAAGAUGCCAACUUAGCAAUGCUUGCUAGGUGGUGGUGGCAUUUUAAAUCGGAAAGAGGUGGUUUAUGGAGAAGAGUUAUAUGGGCAAUCCACCAUAACUCUAGAUCAUGGACCAUCAUCCUUGCAAAAGUCAUAGUGACUGGGCCAUGGAAACAAAUUAUAAGUGUUCAAAAUCAAUUAUGA
Messenger RNA from Helianthus annuus (common sunflower), 1215 nucleotides. RefSeq lists its product as uncharacterized. The record is from RefSeq and is a predicted model, not a curated record. The coding region runs from base 1 to 1215 and encodes 404 amino acids. The transcript is spliced from 4 exons. Lineage: Eukaryota; Viridiplantae; Streptophyta; Magnoliopsida; Asterales; Asteraceae.